Marmota monax (woodchuck) is the source of this 6243-nucleotide messenger RNA. RefSeq names its product potassium sodium-activated channel subfamily T member 2 (gene Kcnt2). Lineage: Eukaryota; Metazoa; Chordata; Mammalia; Rodentia; Sciuridae. The coding region runs from base 274 to 3702 and encodes 1142 amino acids. Gene Ontology annotation, biological process: potassium ion transport. Gene Ontology annotation, cellular component: membrane. The transcript has 29 exons. The record is from RefSeq and is a predicted model, not a curated record. Gene Ontology annotation, molecular function: intracellular sodium-activated potassium channel activity.
CGUUGAUUCUAGUCGGAGCCAGACUUUUGCUCCAGGGCUGGGUUUGCAUCAUCCCAUCACACCCUGGGGAGAGAGGAGCCAGCCCCCUUUCCAGCCUCGGCUUCCGGCGCUAAGGCGACCCCUCCCCCUCCAGUCCCCUUCCCCUCCUCGCAUCCCUCUUUCUUUUGGCCUUAGCAUUCUACCCAUCUCCUCGCUCUACCCCCGCAACAUCUUCUUUCUUUCUCCUUCCUCUCCCCCAUUUGUUGUUUGAUGUUUCCCACUCUUUGAGGAAGAAUGGUUGAUUUGGAGAGCGAAGUGCCCCCUCUGCCUCCCAGGUACAGGUUUCGGGAUUUGCUGCUAGGGGACCAAGGAUGGCAAAACGACGACAGAGUACAAGUUGAAUUCUAUAUGAACGAAAACACAUUUAAAGAGAGAUUAAAGUUAUUUUUCAUUAAAAACCAGAGAUCAAGUCUAAGGAUACGCCUGUUCAACUUUUCUCUCAAAUUAUUAAGCUGCUUAUUAUAUAUAAUCCGAGUGCUACUAGAAAACCCUUCACAAGGAAAUGAGUGGUCUCAUAUCUUUUGGGUGAACAGAAGUCUACCUUUAUGGGGCUUACAGGUAUCAGUGGCAUUGAUAAGUCUAUUUGAAACAAUACUACUUGGUUAUCUGAGUUAUAAGGGAAACAUCUGGGAACAGAUUUUAAGAAUACCCUUCAUCUUGGAAAUAAUUAAUGCAGUUCCCUUCAUUAUCUCAAUAUUCUGGCCUUCCUUGAGGAAUUUAUUUGUUCCAGUAUUUCUAAACUGUUGGCUUGCCAAACAUGCCUUGGAAAAUAUGAUUAAUGAUCUACAUAGAGCCAUUCAGCGUACGCAGUCUGCAAUGUUUAACCAAGUUUUGAUUUUGAUAUCUACGUUACUAUGCCUUAUCUUCACCUGCAUUUGUGGAAUCCAACAUUUGGAACGAAUAGGAAAGAAGCUGAAUCUCUUUGAUUCCCUUUAUUUCUGCAUUGUGACGUUUUCUACUGUGGGCUUCGGGGACGUCACUCCUGAAACGUGGUCUUCCAAGCUUUUUGUUGUUGCUAUGAUCUGUGUUGCUCUUGUGGUUUUACCCAUACAGUUCGAACAGCUGGCCUAUUUGUGGAUGGAGAGACAAAAGUCAGGUGGCAAUUAUAGUCGACAUAGAGCUCAGACUGAAAAGCAUGUUGUUCUGUGCGUCAGCUCACUGAAGAUUGAUUUACUUAUGGAUUUUUUAAAUGAAUUCUAUGCUCAUCCAAGACUACAGGAUUAUUAUGUGGUGAUUUUGUGUCCUACUGAAAUGGAUGUGCAAGUUCGAAGGGUAUUACAGAUUCCAAUGUGGUCUCAAAGAGUUAUCUACCUUCAGGGUUCCGCUCUUAAAGAUCAGGAUCUGCUGAGAGCAAAGAUGGAUGAUGCCGAGGCCUGUUUUAUUCUGAGCAGCCGUUGUGAAGUAGAUAGGACAUCAUCUGAUCAUCAGACUAUUUUGAGGGCAUGGGCUGUAAAAGAUUUUGCUCCAAAUUGUCCUUUGUAUGUCCAGAUAUUAAAGCCAGAAAAUAAAUUCCAUAUCAAAUUUGCUGAUCAUGUUGUUUGUGAAGAAGAAUUUAAAUACGCCAUGUUAGCUUUAAACUGUAUUUGCCCAGCAACAUCUACACUUAUUACACUACUGGUUCAUACCUCUAGAGGGCAAGAAGGCCAGCAAUCGCCAGAACAGUGGCAGAAGAUGUACGGUAGAUGCUCUGGGAAUGAAGUUUACCACAUUGUUUUGGAAGAAAGUACAUUUUUUGCUGAAUACGAAGGAAAGAGUUUUACAUAUGCCUCUUUCCAUGCACACAAAAAGUUUGGUGUCUGCUUGAUUGGUGUUAGGAGGGAAGACAAUAAAAACAUUUUGUUGAAUCCAGGUCCUCGUUACAUUAUGAAUGCUACAGACAUAUGUUUUUAUAUUAAUAUUACCAAAGAAGAGAAUUCAGCAUUUAAGAACCAAGACCAGCAGAGAAAUAGCAAUGUACCAAGAUCAUUUUAUCAUGGACCUUCCAGGUUACCUGUACAUAGCAUAAUUGCCAGCAUGGGUACUGUGGCUAUAGAUUUGCAAGACACAAGCUGUAGAUCAGCAAGUGGUCCUACCCUGUCUCUUCCUGUAGAGGGAAGCAAAGAAUUAAGAAGACCUAGCAUUGCUCCUGUUUUAGAGGUUGCAGAUACAUCAUCAAUUCAAACAUGUGAUCUUCUGAGUGACCAAUCAGAAGAUGAAACUGCACCAGAUGAAGAAAUUUCUUCAAAUUUAGACUAUGCUAAAGGCUACCCACCCUACUCUCCAUAUAUAGGAAGUUCACCCACUUUUUGUCAUCUUCUUCAGGAAAAAGUGCCAUUUUGCUGCUUAAGGUUAGACAAGAGUUGCCAGCAUAACUACUAUGAGGACGCAAAAGCCUAUGGAUUCAAAAAUAAACUAAUUAUAGUUGCAGCUGAAACAGCUGGAAAUGGAUUGUAUAAUUUUAUUGUUCCUCUCAGGGCAUAUUAUAGACCAAAGAAAGAACUUAAUCCCAUAGUACUGCUUUUGGAUAACCCGCCAGAUAUGCAUUUUCUGGAUGCAAUCUGUUGGUUUCCAAUGGUUUACUACAUGGUGGGCUCUAUUGACAACCUAGAUGAUUUGCUCAGGUGUGGAGUGACCUUUGCUGCCAAUAUGGUGGUUGUGGAUAAGGAGAGCACCAUGAGUGCCGAGGAGGAUUACAUGGCAGAUGCCAAAACCAUUGUAAAUGUGCAGACUCUUUUCAGGUUGUUUUCGAGUCUCAGUAUUAUCACAGAGCUUACUCACCCAGCAAACAUGAGAUUCAUGCAGUUCAGAGCCAAAGACUGCUAUUCCCUUGCUCUUUCAAAACUGGAAAAGAAAGAACGGGAGAGAGGUUCUAAUUUAGCCUUCAUGUUUCGACUGCCUUUUGCCGCUGGAAGGGUUUUUAGCAUCAGUAUGUUGGACACUCUUCUAUAUCAGUCAUUUGUAAAGGAUUAUAUGAUUUCUAUCACUAGACUCCUGUUGGGACUGGACACUAUACCAGGAUCGGGGUUUCUUUGUUCUAUGAAAAUCACCGAGGAUGACUUAUGGAUCAGAACGUAUGCCAGACUUUAUCAGAAGCUGUGUUCUUCUACUGGGGAUGUUCCCAUUGGAAUCUACAGGACAGAAUCUCAGAAACUCACUACAUCUGAGUCUCGAGAAAUAGCAUCACAAUCCCAAAUAUCUAUCAGUGUGGAAGAUUGGGAAGACACCAAAGACUCCAAAGAGCAAGGCCACCACCGAAGUAACCACCGCAACUCCACCUCCAGUGACCAGUCAGACCACCCCUUGCUGCGGAGAAAGAGCAUGCAGUGGGCCCGGAGGCUAAGCAGAAAGGGUCCCAAGCACUCUGGUAAAACAGCUGAAAAAAUAACCCAGCAGCGACUGAACCUCUACAGAAGGUCAGAAAGACAAGAGUUGGCUGAACUUGUGAAAAAUAGAAUGAAACACUUGGGUCUUUCUACAGUGGGAUAUGAUGAAAUGAAUGAUCAUCAAAGUACCCUCUCCUACAUCCUGAUUAACCCAUCUCCAGAUACCAGGCUUGAACUCAAUGAUGUUGUAUACUUAAUCCGACCAGAUCCACUGGCUUACCUUCCAAAUAGUGAACCCAGUCGGAAAAACAGCAUCUGCAAUGCCACUAAUCAAGACUCAAGGGAGGAAACUCAACUUUGAUAAAAGGAAAAUAAGAGACUACUUUUUCCUAUAAGGAUCUUGCUUGAAACAGCAAAAGUGUUGCAGAAAUUAAAAGAAACUAUACUGAAAUAUAUUUAACUCUUUCCUACUAAAGCAAAAAUCUAUUCUCUUAGAAGUAUAGAUCAUUUUGAAACUCUAUGUAUUAUUUAUUGGUACUUCCCCUAUUACUACUUAAAAGACAACAGUGGAAUGAAUCUGAAAACCAAAAGUAAAACAAAAAAAAUUAAAUGUGAUAUUCAACUCUUUGACAGUAAAUUGAACUAUAUGAAGCCACCUUAACAAAAAUUAAGGUUUUAUGAAGUAAUGAAAAAUUUUAGUAUUUGGUAUGUCCCAAAGGACAUUGAAGAUUGUUACUCCUCUUAAAAAUAAAUGUGUCAGCAUAUUCUUUAAACUUGCUGUUUUAUAAAACUGAGCUCAUCAUAAAUGUCUAGUCUUCUCUGCCUAGAGAUUACCCAACAAACUUGUGUGGCUGAUUUUUGUGUAAGAAUCAGAGUUUGCUUUAGCAUACAAAUCUUAAAGUCAUUUUAACCCUUUCUGUCUGCCUUUUCAUAUGAUAUAUUAGUUUAGAAUUUGAGAUGUUCAUAGCAUGUUUAAUUACACAGAAGAAAUUAAAACAUAAAAAGAAAUAUGAAGUACUGAAUAUUUUGGUGACCUUAUAACCAGCACACACUUUAUGCUAAGAAAAGUGUAUUAAAAAGUAAAUAUUAUUCUCCUAAAAGAAUGCCUAGCAUAGAGAAAACACUUAAUAAACAGUUGUUGAUUUUAAUUUUAUUCCAAAAAUUGAAACAGUAACUGGAUUUCUGAAAUAUGCAGAAAUGAUUUUCAUUAGACUCUUGAACUUUAACAUUUUUCAUAUAUCUAUGUAUUUAAUUUCACCAGAAAAAUAAUUUAAAAUUGAAGGAAAAAUAUUUGUACUUUUUAUGGACUACAGAAAUAUGUCAAAAUCUUAAACAUCCUCCAUAUGUCUUUGGCAUUAAAAUAAUUGCCCUCAAAAUAGGAUGUUAAAAUUUUUUUGUUUCAAUUUUGGGAAAAUGACCAAUGUAGAGGACAAUGAGUAAACAGAAACUAAAAUAAAUCAUAAAAAUGGAUAAGACAAAGAUGCUGUUAUGGAAUUUUGGAAAUCAUCCAUAUUAUUGUAUUUGAACUUGGUGAGGAAUGAGCAUUAAAGAAUAGGUAAUCCUUGCCCUUUAAAUUUAACAUGAAUUUUUCAGAAUUUGACAGUUAUAAAUUUAAAUAUAAAUUGGCCCUUGGAGACACUAAUGCUUUUGUCUGGAUUGUUUUCCUUCCCUAUAUAAAUAGACCAAAAAGUACAAGAGAAAGCACAGAUAGUUUGCCUGGUGGUAGAAGGGUGUUAAAGUGUUACUGUGGGAUAGACUUUGCUAAAUUUUUUAAUAUAUUUUUCUUCUAAUUGCCUAUUUUUUAAAAUUCCUUAAUUUGACAUUGAGUUUCCAUUCAUGAAAUAAUACUAGGACCUCAAGAAUAGUACGGAACAUUUCUGUCCUUUUUACAAAAUAAUGAAGCAGAUCAACUGAAAGGAAAAUAGAAAUUUAUUUUUUAAAAAUAUAAAGAAAUCCUAAUAUUUCCCUAAUAAUUACAUAGGAAAAAAUGAAAGAUAUACAAUAUGAAAUCAAAGAAUAUUGUCAUUGCACAUUUGGACUUGGGGAGUGAAAUGAGUUUUUUUAAAAUUUUUAAAUAUAAUUUGCAAUACCCAUAUUUUAGAAUGGCAAGAACACCAACAAUUUCUCUCCAGAGAGAAGCUCUCUUUAUUCUUCUCUAAUUGGUUAGAGAAGUAGAAUUAUGACAAGUUAUUUAAAAUUGGGAGCAUGCCUUAAAACUUACUGAUUGUAUGCAUAUAUGUGUGUGUAUGUUAUAAAUGUCAAAUAUAUUUGACAAAUACACCUAUCAUAUAAUUGUUAAAAUUGACGGCAGAAUUGAACUAAUGAUAUAAUGGAAACAAAUAAGGAACAUACUGAACUUGUUUCAUAUUUGCACACUGAUAGUCAAAUAUGAUGUUUCUUUGAGUUGACAUUUUUUUACUCCAUUAUGGUUAUUUUUAGGAAUAAAAUAAGAUUUUACAAAUCUUCUAUUUCCCCACAAGAUCUGAAGUUUAGUAUUUUUGCAUUUUGACAGUUGUUAAGACUAGGAUUUUAAGCUAGGAUAUAAUUAUAUUUCCUAUAAGACUAAAAAUUUUGUUUGAUAACUUUUAAAGUAAUUAUUUUUUAUUAUAAACGUUAUCCCAAAUUUAAUAUUUGACAGAGUUCAUAUCAGCUUGCUAUAAUAAUAAUAGUUUAUUAGUCUCUCGGGUUAUUUAAAAAAAUAAAACAUGCUUAUAAAAUAAUUUUAACAAACUGUUGCCUUUUUAAAAUAAUUACACUAGCACAUUGAAAAUAAAACAUAAAGUCAAUAAUGGUCCUUGUAGCCCUAUGGGAAUUGGUUCUGUUUAUUGUCUGUGUACCAUUUUGCUACCAGUUACAUUGAAUUGCUUUAGAAUAAAUAAUAAAAUUAUUUCUGAUGAUGAAA